Messenger RNA from Anthostomella pinea, 483 nucleotides. The record is from the annotation of a GenBank genome assembly. NCBI's taxonomy places the organism in Eukaryota, Fungi, Ascomycota, Sordariomycetes, Xylariales, Xylariaceae.
AUGUCUACCCCCAAGAAGGACAAGGAACCCGGCGAGCUCACCGAGAAGGAGCUCCUCGUUCUCGGAAUGGCACAUAGUUGCUUCAAGGGCAAUCCCGAGAUCGACUGGGACAAACUGGCCCAGAUGGGCAGCUACCAAAACCCUCGCAGCGUGCAGAACCUUCUCAACGCAGCCAAGAAGAAGAUCGCCAUCAAGGCGUCGGCUCUGGGCAUCGAGCCCACCACCCCUGCCAAGGCCAUCCCCCGCGGCGGCAAGGGCAAGGCCGGUACCGGCAGUGCCCUCAAGCGCAAGGCAACCGCGGCCCCGGAUGCUGCCGAUGAAGACGCCGAGGGCGAUGAUGCCAACCCCACCCCGACCCCCUCCAAGCGAGCGCGCAAGACCGCGGUCCCCAAGUCCGACGUCAAGAGUGCCCAGGGUAUCGAUGGCGAGGAUGCUGAGGAGGCUGGAGAGGACGAGAAUGGUGCUGCCACCAUUGAGGUUUAG